AUGAUGACCCCGUGUGAAAGCGGGUAUCGCAGGGUGUACGAAUACACCGAUGGGUAUUGGAAGGAGUCUCACAGAAUGCUGUCAGGCGUGUGGGGCAACUCAAAGGGUCGGCAUGGAGCUGGAAAACAGUCCGGCUUUAUCAAUGCAAACAUUGAUGGAAAGGAGGUUUUGCUGGUUACAUCGUUGACUGAAGCUGUCCAAGGAACGAAGAUAUUCAAUGGGCUUCACCUUUGGGUAAGUGACGGCAACCGCGUGGUCCAUGUGGGGCUGAUAUCCCCGCCUGGCAGAAGCGUCGGUUCCAGCACUUUGCUUUACGCAAGGGGCAACCUGUUCUCUCUACACGUGGAAGACGGUGAGAAGGGAAGUGCUGUCGUAUUGACACACCUGUCUGAGGAGCUGACGAGGGUAAAGCGACUGUUGUCGGAGUGGAAGACGCUGGGCAACAAGUAUUCAGCGUCUUGUACCCGUUCUGCUGCAAACCCUGGCUUGGAUGGUGAGUGUGGGCCAGCUGUUCCCACAGAUGGGCUUGUAAGCGUUUUUGCCGGCAAGCACAAAGACAAUGCAUGGCAGGACAGCUACGGCUGCAGUAGUGCCGUUUUGAAGAAUGCAAUUCCUGUCACCAACGGAUUUAAAUUCGGUGGGCACGACGCCGGUGCGUUUUUGCCCGUGAGCUACGGGGUGCAGCAUCAACCGUAUCAUUUUGCACAUCACAACUUUACUCUGUUGGCCACAGUGACGAUGGAUGGCGACAAGAAGGAUCAUGGCACCGUCUUAGGCGUCAGGGUGAGGCUUCCCGAUAAAUUGAAGAAGCGUUUUGGGCUUGGCCACAACCAUGGAAGAUGGAUAGCUCUGUACGGGAAAAACCGGGUGUCUUCAGGAGUCAGCUGGAGUGCGAAACAAGCGUACCAAGUGGCGCUCGUUGUGCAGAACGGUAUGGGUACCAUAUACAUUGACCAAAAGCCACUGAAGGGAGCCGGGGGGCGAGUUGUGAACUUUGCGGCGAAGGAAGAGAUCGUGGGAUUUUACUUUGGCGCGGGCGUUUACGGCACCCUCAACCGUGGGAAAAAGACCAACUUGACCGUGACGAACGUCUUUCUUUACAACCGUCCGUUGAGUCCCGCUGAGCUCCCGGCACCAUCAUAG
Molecule: messenger RNA, 1143 nt
Organism: Trypanosoma rangeli
Lineage: Eukaryota; Euglenozoa; Kinetoplastea; Trypanosomatida; Trypanosomatidae
Product: trans-sialidase
Exons: 1
Coding region: 1-1143 (380 amino acids)
Molecular function (GO): exo-alpha-sialidase activity
Source: RefSeq, a predicted model, not a curated record